Molecule: messenger RNA, 1470 nt
Organism: Solea solea (common sole)
Lineage: Eukaryota; Metazoa; Chordata; Actinopteri; Pleuronectiformes; Soleidae
Gene: ppp1r27a
Product: protein phosphatase 1, regulatory subunit 27a
Exons: 3
Coding region: 152-847 (231 amino acids)
Molecular function (GO): phosphatase binding
Source: RefSeq, a predicted model, not a curated record
CUGGACGAGGCUUGGAUAAAUAAAAGGAGUCAAAGGGACACACAAAGGACACGCGGCAAAGGAUACUGCUCUUUUAUUGGAUUAGUGCAUUCUCUCGGAUUUCUCACUUCCCUCCUCCUGAGCUGACAGCAGAGGGGGAGGCACUGCAGUGAUGAAGUUCAACUAUCAUGUACCUCCGGCGUCCUCGUACACACGCAGUUCACAGUACACGCCAACGUACCACACACCUACCUAUUGCACCACCUCACAGUACACACCUACGAACUACAAAUCUACAUAUACCUCAACAACAAAGUACACCCCCACACAGUACAGCACAACACAUUACACACCUGCUUACACAGCUGCACCAACAUACAUCCCUUCAUACAGCAAAGAGCCGCGGUACACUUCAUCACGACGUGCACAAGCAAAGGAAACCCCUGCACCUGUAAUACCAGUCACACCUGCAAAGAGGACUGUGCACUUCCCCAAUGACAUCAUCUUCCAAGAUAUUGUUAGACGAGGAGAUUUGGAGCAAAUUGGUCGGUUCAUGAGAGCAAGGAAGGUUCGUGUGGAUACAAUUUUCCUCUCAGGUAUGGCAGCACUACAUGAAGCUGUGCUAACGGGAAACCUGGAGGUGGUGAAGCUGCUGGUGAAAUACGGCGCGGAUGUUCAUCAGAGAGACGAAGAUGGCUGGACGCCACUUCACAUUGCCUGCAGUGACGGCUACCCAGAAAUUGCUAGGUAUCUGCUGUCGAUUGGAGCUAGCACAGAGGCAGAGAAUGAAAAUAGUGAGAAACCUGCAGACCUCAUCGACCCAGACUGCAAAGAUCUGGUCAAACUGUUUGAGACUGGCUGUGUGUGACUGGCCACCAUGUGGAGGGAAGCAACUAUUGCCCAUCGAUAUACUGUACAUCACUGAUUUUGUCAAGCAAAAUGGUUGGUCUUUUUGUCGGUUUCAAAAGUGGUUGUUUUUUUCAAUUAUAACCGCGAAUCAACAUGCAGUUAAGCUAUAUUUCCCUUUAAUGUGGUUUCUGGUCAUAUAUUUUAUUACUUUAUUUUGUGAAUUUGUCUUUAUGCCAGCGUCUAUUUUGGAAAUAUUAUUUUUUUACUUUCUCAUGUUUCUCACAAUGUCAAAAAUGUGCCACCAAAAUCUGCUUUACCUGUUAUGUAUGCAUCCCUUUUUGAUUUGGUUAAUUUAUAUUAUCAUGAAUAUUUCAUAAUAAUGGUGGGAAGUUAAAUUGCAAGUUACAUUACACUAAACAUUACAUUAUCAACACAGUAUGUGGACCUAGAUGUUUUCUGUCUGACAAGAUAAUUAUCUUCACUGCUGGGCAGAAAGAGGAUAACCUCAAUUAAUAACCAUUAUUUCUCACUAAGAUAUUGCUGUUCUUUUCUGUAGUGAAAUCAGCAAUGAAAGUCUUAUUAUUUUCUUUUCAAUAACUAUUUUUUGUACAUUUUCAUAAAUAAAGAUACCUUUCAUAAAUA